AUGGCAUCAGACUCUCAAUCCACCGCUCCGACAUCUGUACCCCCCGCGGACAUCGACCCCAUCUGGACUUCAAGUCGUACCGCGCGGCAAAUAUAUGCUCUCGGAGAAGUAGAGAAGGAUAUCAGCCGGCUGCUCUCGCUAGCCGCCUCGUCCAUCUCUCUCUUGACCCUGCCUCAAACGGAUGGCCCGGACGAUGGUCUGCCACAAGGCGGGGAGCGAUCUGAGCAAUUUGUGUUGGAAGUGAGCGAGUACUUUGAGCGCCUCGACAGCAUCCACAUUGCAAUCCGUUCUUCGUUAGCACACAUCCGCCAGUCGCGAAUCGCGCCCUCUGCCAUAAAUGCGCCUCCGCCCGGGUUUGUGCCGCCGUCGCUUGGCGUUGGAAUUCCUUCAGGCGGGAAUGAGUAUAGCAAGGGCAGCCGGGGUCUGCAGGAGGAAAGGGUGGAGCGAGAUGCGUGGCAGGCCAUUCUUGAUGCUCUCGUUCGUUUGAAGGAGGCAAGGGCAGUGGAGGCGGAAUGA
Messenger RNA from Fibroporia radiculosa, 516 nucleotides. RefSeq lists its product as uncharacterized. Gene Ontology annotation, cellular component: mediator complex. Gene Ontology annotation, biological process: regulation of transcription by RNA polymerase II. The transcript is spliced from 3 exons. The record is from RefSeq and is a predicted model, not a curated record. The coding region runs from base 1 to 516 and encodes 171 amino acids. Gene Ontology annotation, molecular function: transcription coregulator activity. Lineage: Eukaryota; Fungi; Basidiomycota; Agaricomycetes; Polyporales; Fibroporiaceae.